AUGGCCACUGCACAGUUAAAGAGAACUUCCAUGAGUGCGUUGGUAUUUCCUAGGAAAAUAUCAACCGAACAGCAGUCUUUGGUGUUAGUAAAGAGACUCCUAGCCAUUUCAGUAUCCUGUAUCACAUAUUUGAGAGGAAUAUUUCCAGAAUGUGCUUAUGGAACAAGAUAUCUAGAUGAUCUUUGUGUCAAAAUCCUCAGAGAAGAUGAAAAUUGCCCAGGAGCUUCACAGAUCGUGAAAUGGAUGCUAGGAUGCUAUGAUGCUUUACAGAAAAAAUAUCUAAGGAUGAUUGUUCUAGCUAUAUACAACAAUCCAGAAGACCCUCAGACAAUUACAGAAUGUUACCACUUUAAAUUCAAGUAUACCACUAAUGGACCAGUAAUGGACUUCCUAAGUAAGAAUUCAAACAGAUCUGGUUUGUCAUAUGCUUACACCAAGAAAGCAAGUAUUCUCCUUAUCCGCAAGAUUUAUGUCCUAAUGCAAAAUCUGGGACCUCUGCCUAAUGAUGUCUGUUUGACCAUGAAACUUUUUUACUAUGAUGAAGUUACACCACCAACUUACCAUCCUCCUGGUUUUAAGAAUGGUGACUGUGAUGGAGUGUUAUUUGACGGAGAUCCUAUGUGUUUAAAUGUGGGUGAAGUCCCAACACCUUUUCACACCUUGAAAGUAAAAGUGACCACUGAGAGCGAACGAAUGGAAUCGGCUGUAGUGAAACCAAAACUAUCAUUAAAAACUCCUCUUUAUAAAAUCCUAAUGGACAAAGAUGAUAUAGAAGAUGAACGGGAACAUUAUGUAAAUGAUGGUUUUGACACUGAAACUAAAAUGGAAGAGCAAAGAAAACAACCUGGAUCAUUUGAUUUGGGAGAGCCUAACUUGGUUUGUGUAGAAGAUGAAAUGAAAUCUAAGGAAAGUGCAGAUAUUUCAACUUCUCAUUAUAAGGUUGACCAGUUAAUCAGUAAAACUUCUGAACUUGCUAUGUCUGAAGGCAAAACAAGAAGUGGUAAAAUCUUUCAGAAUAAGAUGGUUAAUGGAAAUCAACCAGUAAAAUCUUCUAAAGAAAGUCAGAAGAGAAAACGGCCCGAAUCAGGAAAAACAGCCCUCCACCAUUUUGAUUCUCCCAGUCAAGUAUCAAUGCCAAAAAGGAGAAGGUUUAGUGAACCAAAGGAGCAUAUAUAAAAACUCUUUUCUACAUGUUUGCAAAGUUUUUCUCAACA
Messenger RNA from Echinops telfairi (small Madagascar hedgehog), 1214 nucleotides. It is a transcript of the gene HORMAD1, whose product is annotated as HORMA domain containing 1. The record is from RefSeq and is a predicted model, not a curated record. NCBI's taxonomy places the organism in Eukaryota, Metazoa, Chordata, Mammalia, Afrosoricida, Tenrecidae. The coding region runs from base 1 to 1176 and encodes 391 amino acids. The transcript has 14 exons.